AUGUCGUUUUCCACUAUGAAAAUUAAAUGGAAUUUCAACCCUCCAACUGCUGCAAGGUGGGAGCGGAUGAUCCGCAUGCUAAAAGAAAUGCUACGGAGAAUUUGGGGCCAAAAGAGUAUUGAUUAUGAAGAAUUGGAAACUCUUAUAUGUGACUGUGAAGCUACAAUAAAUUCCAGGCCACUCACAUAUAUUGAAAAUAAUUCAGAAGGUCUAAGGGCGUUGACACGUGCUUGUUUCUUGCAAGGCAUUCCUAAUAGUGAUAAAACUGAUUUAGAUGAAAUCGACAUGCAUAAAGGCUGUCACAACAGAGAGGUAUCUUUGAAUGUUGGUGAUGCAAUUCUCCUUGAAACUGAUGGAAAACGCUUUCACUGGCCACUAGGAAUUGUAUAUGAGGUCCUCCCUAAAGCAGAUGGACAUUCAAGAAUUGCCAGACAAAAGGACAAAAAUACAAACACUCAACUUCCUGCAAUUCCAGUUGUUUCAGAUCAAGAUUCCACUGAAGAUGAUGAUUAUAUAACCAAAGUAGCUCCUGAUGUUGUCACUAAAGCUGGUCGACGCAUUAAAAUUCCCAAUAGACUCAAUUUAUAA
Argiope bruennichi is the source of this 588-nucleotide messenger RNA. RefSeq lists its product as uncharacterized. The record is from RefSeq and is a predicted model, not a curated record. NCBI's taxonomy places the organism in Eukaryota, Metazoa, Arthropoda, Arachnida, Araneae, Araneidae. Bases 1 to 588 code for a protein of 195 amino acids. Gene Ontology annotation, molecular function: nucleic acid binding. The transcript has 3 exons.